AUGGCUAUUAUAACAAUUCGUGUAAUUCGAAACUUUGAAUAUCGUACGCUUAAGAAUGUAGUCUUUCACGACAUAGAUUUGUCUACAACGACCGUCGGCCAGCUUAAGAAGAUUAUCCAAAAUCGUAUUCAAACGGAUUCCGCUCUCAAGAUUUAUCGUACAACCCAUUUUGACACUUUGAAAAUUUAUGUGAAGGCCCAACAGCACAAGACUCAGAAUUUGGCCAUCAACUUGGAUCAUGAUGAUUGGAUUCUUACAGACGAUCACCAAACCCUGGCUUUCAGCGGAAUUGAAAACGAAACUGAACUAUCCUAUUUUAAUUUGGAAGCCUACCGUGUGUAUCAAGCGAAUCCUGUUCAAAAAUGGAUGUAA
This is a messenger RNA of Schizosaccharomyces osmophilus, 372 nucleotides long. It is a transcript of the gene aim29, whose product is annotated as DUF2340, C2orf76-like protein. The record is from RefSeq and is a predicted model, not a curated record. Lineage: Eukaryota; Fungi; Ascomycota; Schizosaccharomycetes; Schizosaccharomycetales; Schizosaccharomycetaceae. The transcript has a single exon. The coding region runs from base 1 to 372 and encodes 123 amino acids.